Cylicocyclus nassatus is the source of this 3761-nucleotide messenger RNA. The record is from the annotation of a GenBank genome assembly. NCBI's taxonomy places the organism in Eukaryota, Metazoa, Nematoda, Chromadorea, Rhabditida, Strongylidae.
AGCUUGAGAGCAUCGCCUCUCCCAUCUGUGAUGUAACGCCUUGCUCGUGUUCAGUCUGUAUGUCGACUAUUUAAGAUGCUGCGGUUUUUACUCCAGAAAUCUAGUCCUGAGGUGCAUGAAGAUGUAGUAGCAGAUUAUCUCGACUAUCGCCAGACAGUACGCCACGGUUUUCCAUCGCGGGUCUCAUGUUUCGCCUACGAUGACGUCCUCAGUUUGCUAGCCAUUGGUAAUCUUGAUGGAGACAUUAAUAUAUAUGGGGGAAAUGGAUUUAUCUGGAGUGCCGAAAUUCCUGGAAAAAAAGGAAUCGCCAAAAGCGCAGCACAUAUGUAUUUUGCAUGCGGCCUUGGAGUACUGAUAGUCCUGUGUCGAGAUUCUACGUUUGUCCGAUUUUCUAUAGAAGGAGCAGAAAUCAAAGCUCAUUCGGUAGUGCAUGAAGCAAGAUUGAAAAAGAUUACCAGCUGCUGUAUGCUACAAAAGGCAAAUCUUCGGGAAGCUUUACUGCUUAUUGGCACAGUCUCUGGAAAUGUGUUUGCUUUGGACAUCACUAGCUUAGAAUUGUCAGAAUACAUAGUGUUCGAGGAUUCAAUUCUACAAAGAAUCCCUGAUACAGCAAAAAGGGAAAAGUACCCAGUCGAUUUACUCUCCGUUUGCCCAACGAAUCCAAGGCUUACGCUAAUGGUAUUCGAUCAUAUGGUCCUCUUAUCGUAUGAUUCUUCAACAAAUGAGGUGCUCGGCACCAGUGUGUUUGAUGUGCAGUGCAAGAAUAUAACCUGGACUCGCGAUGGAAGUGAAUGUGUUAUUGCUCUUCAUGAUGGCUCAUAUGCUUCGUGUGAUCCGGCAAGAGCCACAGUAAUCGAACGACCUGCUCAGGUUUUUGGACCCUUUCCCUGCAUUCCAACCAAAAAGGCUUGUUUUGCACAGACAUCUAGUGAAAGCGAGAAGAUAGUUUUGUUCUCUGGUGGAAUGCCACAUGCUUCAUAUGGGGACCGAUUUGUCGUCACUGCCAGACAGGGCGACCGUACCUGUGUAUUCGACUUUGCUAGCCCAGUCAUAGAUUUCCUCCUGACCCGAGGUGCUGACGGAUAUCACACUUGCGUCCUAGUCCUCACUGAAAACGAACUUGUAUGUAUCGAUUUGACGGAUCGCUGCUGGAAAGUUAUACCUACUGAACAAAUGUUUCCAUUGCAUGCUAGUCAGAUUACGACCUCCGCUCACUGUUCUCAUGUGGAUGAGCAUGUAUGGAAUAAGAUGAAUAAGAUCUCAAGUGACUCCUUGCGCAAUAAUAGGAAAUACUCUUCAGCUGCCUGGCCGCUGCAUGCUAAUGUUCCGUUAUUAGACGAAGGUCGCGUGCUCAAAGAGGCAACCAAAAGACAGCUAUAUCUUACUGGACAUGAAAAUGGUACUGUGCGAGUAUGGUCUGCAGGUCAUGCUGUUAUGAGUUUAUUGUUUGUCAUCGACACUCGCAAUGAAUUUGCCGGCUUUUUGGACGAGGAGAGGAACACACCUGAAGAAGAGCAAGCACUUGACACGGACACAUCCGAUGAUGAGUUUCAGAUCACUGGUGACUGGCCCCCAUUCAAAAAGGUUGGUGAUUACGAUCCUUUUUGCGACGACUCCGGGUUGUCCAUACAGAGGUUGGCAUUCGAUGAGAAAUCUGGUCACAUAGUUGUGGGAGGUCGCGCAGGGCAUGUGCUACUAUAUACCUUAGAAGAAGCGACACGAGAAAUGACACCGCAAGUGCUGAAAAUUGAAUUAUGUGAAGCAUCGAAAUUGUCCGUGCCUGCAAGAAAUAGUAAACCAUUGCCCGUCCGUACGAAAUCCCUCAAAUAUGCGGCGGGAUAUCAACCUUGCCCGUUAUCUGUUCAGAAUAAGUGUAUGCUUGUUCAACUUCAACCUCCUCAGCCAGUAUCUGCUGUCGCUGUUCUUUCCGCUCGUAAUUUGGUAGCUGCUUCGAACGAAUAUGGAUUUGCUAUGAUUGACAUACAGAGACAGUCGAUACUCCUGCAAAAUACCUUAGUCAAUCAGGCAGAUAUGCAACAUGUGGGAGCAUUCGACGACGCGCUGUCACGCUUUAAAAGCAUGAAAAAGUCCAUUCGACAGACUUUUCGAAGGAAGAAGAAAACGCCGGUGACGUCGUUGGAUAACACCUUGGCAACGCACGGCGAUUCUCCAAGCAAGGACAACAGUAAAUUCAAUGUGUCCAGAGUAUUCAGUGAUAACGAAGAUGAUGAGGUUGAAGUCACAAAACCGGUUGAACGUCUCAUUGAAGAACGAGGCAUGUCCCCAUUGGAAUCUCCCACAUGGUUUAUUCGCUGUCUGAGGUUUCUGAGUGUGCCAGUGAUGGGAAUAGCUGGGGUGAGCGAUGUGUUCGUUGUCGGUACGAAUGGAGGAAAAUUGAUAAUAUAUACAAUUUCGGACCAGCCUAGGGCUGAGGAUGUGUGCAAACUGUUGAAAACUCUCGCUCUCCGCCAUGCAGCGCCGAUCAUUCAUGUCGAUGUAAUAAUGGAGCCGGGAACAAGACAGGCGUCCUCAGCUCGCUUGAUAAUCUUCACUGAGGAGCAGGUCCGCAGUCUGUAUCUGCCUAGUCUGAAACCUACACGGUAUAAACUAAAACUCACCAGCACUGAAGGACUGCGGAUUCGGAAAGCAGCAAUCGUCACAUUGCAUAAUUCAACCGAUCUCUCAAAUUGCGAAAGUUUCGCGGCUAUCGUGAACAACCAUGGAGAAGUAGCUGUGUAUUCAUUAUUAAAUCCGAGGAAAAGUGGGAAAUUCCAGGUAGUCAAGAGCACUGAUAUCGCCGGUAUAUCGUCGAUGUUGAUCACGCCAUACGGUGAAUUGCUGUUUCUGAGACAAGGAGGUUCUGAAUUACAACGAGCAACCAUUUCCGAACAUUCGUUGCCAUGGACCGUGCCUUGCCAAGGAAAAACGUGGCCUGAACCUGUUACCUCACGUUCGGAAUCCCUCACCUAAGGUAAAAAAAAUUGUGUUCAGUGCACCUCAUCAGAGUGAACCUUAACACUUUAUGAGCUGAGUCUCUGUGCCUUUAUGUGAAAUUAUGUUCCCUCCAGAUGUCUAGUUUGGCGUUUGACAGAGCUUUUGUUUUCCGCAGCUGAAGUUGAGCAUUAGCACUAAAAUUCGUUGUUCCGUUGAAGGGAGUCAGAGUGAGUUGUCUAAGGUUGUAGCGAUAGGGCGGCGCUUUGAUAUCUUUCUGCGAAAGACUUUUGCCCAAGCUUACACCUCCACAGCUCUUGAAAAAACUCUGGCUCACUACUUGCAUCCUUAUCCCUCUUCUGCCCGGUUUCCACAUGUGGCUGUAAAACAGCGGUACUUUCUUUAUUGCAUGUGCAGUUCACUUCUCAUAGGAGUAUAACCAUUGUUGACUAUGUAUGAUUAUGAUUGUUACGAUAUGUAUCAGUUUGUUAAAUGGCGAUUAUUUCCAUUGCUUUUAAUGGCAGGUUCAAAAAUAUCUCCGCAUACUAUGGGCACUAUUGUCACAUUUCACUCGAGUUGGUUGCAAUUCCUGGCUUUAUCCCGCUUUUUCUCUCUUUUCAUCUUUUUUUCGUCGUUUGCCUGUCCGCUAUGCAUUUAUGUAGCAGUGUCCGCAUCUGCUGCAUGUCUCCAACACUUAUUCAAGCAUCCUCUCACUUUUAAGUACCCUCUGUUAUUGCUGUGAAAUAUGUGAUAUAUCUCUUACAAUGAAAUUGUGAUAUACGACCAAGGCCAAAUUCAUAAAAUAAACAGUAAGAUGAGUAGAAUUUGAC